UUAAAUUAUUCAAUUACAUCAUAUCACACUCUAUAAUACACGCAAAACACGGCAACUCUCACAUCUUGGCGUUAAAUGAAAAUUUCGUGGUAAUUUUACAAAAGAUUUAAUUAUCACGACUUUGGAGAUCGUUACAAUAAUCUAUCCAUAAUUGAUGAUAAAACAGUGACAUGUGAAUCACAUCUGUUCUCCUUAUCGUUUCAUAUAUACAGUUAUACACUACUUUGCAAUUUACCCCUUUAAACGAAACUCACAAAAUAAACACACUUCUGACUUUGUUGUCUAAAACUCCUCAAAUGGAUCAUCUCAAACCCACACCUGCUAAUUCUCCACCACUUACCCCUCUAGGCUACCUUGAAAGAGCGGCCACCGUGUACGGCGAGUGUGCCUCCGUUGUUUACGGUGGCACCACCUACACGUGGGCCGAUACCCAUGAUCGAUGUCUUCGAAUUGCAUCAUCUCUUUUGUCCUAUGGAAUUGAAAGAGGCCAAGUUGUAUCUGUUUUAGCCCCUAAUACACCUGCCGCAUAUGAACUCCAUUUUGCUGUCCCUAUGUGUGGUGCGGUCCUUAACAACAUUAACACCCGUCUCGACCCGAGGACUAUCUCCGUGCUCCUCCACCAUGGGGAAUCAAAACUCGUAUUCGUCGACUAUCAACUCUCGUCGGUCCUCCUCCAAGCGUUGGCUCUCCUCCCUCCCUCCCACCCUCGCCCACGCCUUAUCCUAAUAGAGGAAGCCGAUCAAAAUUUAAAAAAUAAUAAUCAAGACGGGAUUCAAUCUCAAGUUUUAAGUAAUCAAUACUUAACAAUCUACGAGGAGAUGAUCAAAAGAGGUGACCCAAACUUUAGGUGGGUAAGACCAAAAAGUGAGUGGGACCCGAUUGUAUUAAACUAUACAUCGGGUACCACUUCGGCACCAAAGGGCGUGGUCCAUAGCCACAGAGGAGCGUUCAUAAUGUCCAUGGACGCUCUUAUCGACUGGUCCGUACCCAAGCAGCCAGUCUACCUGUGGACCUUACCCAUGUUCCACGCCAACGGCUGGAGCUUCACAUGGGGUAUGGCAGCGGUCGGGGCCACGAACAUUUGCCUACGGAAGUUCGAUGGCCCCACUGUAUUUGCCACGAUUCGGGCCCACAACGUGACACACAUGUGUGGUGCUCCUGUGGUUCUUAACAUGCUCUCUAACCUCCCCAACCCCACCCCACUCCCCUCCCCCGUCCAAAUCCUCACCGCCGGAGCUCCACCUCCGGCGGCGAUUUUAUUACGUACUGAAUCCCUCGGUUUCCUAGUUAGCCACGGGUAUGGCUUAACGGAAACCGGGGGACUGGUUGUAUCAUGCGCAUGGAAACCGCAGUGGAAUAAAUUCCCCGCGACAGAAAGAGCAAGACUAAAAUCCCGCCAAGGGGUUCAAACUAUUGGAGCUGCGGAUGUGGGUGUGAUUGAUCCAGAUACCGGGAAACCGGUCCCGAAAGACGGGAAUUCCGUUGGAGAAAUUGUUCUCAGAGGUGGGUUUUUGAUGUUGGGGUACUUAAAAGACCCUAAAGCAACUUCCAAAUGUAUGGGAAAUGAUGGAUGGUUUAAAACAGGGGAUGUUGGAGUGAUGCACCAAGAUGGGUAUUUGGAAAUUAAGGAUAGAUCAAAGGAUAUUAUUAUUAGUGGGGGUGAAAAUAUUAGUAGUGUCGAGGUUGAAUCAGUCAUUUAUGGUUUUCCCGGGGUCAACGAGGCGGCCGUGGUGGCUAGGCCGGAUGAGUAUUGGGGUGAGACGCCGUGUGCCUUUGUGAGUUUGAAAGAAGGGGUGGUAAAUCCUCCAACAGAACAAGAUGUUAUUGAUUAUUGUAGAGCAAAAAUGCCACAUUAUAUGGUACCUAAAACUGUUGUGAUUAAGGAUGAAUUGCCUAAGACUUCUACUGGGAAGAUUCAGAAAUUUGUGCUUAGAGAUAUGGCCAAGGCUUUAGGGCCGUCAAGACACUCAAGACCAAGUCGUUUGUGAUAAGAAGCCGUGAUUUGCUUAGUAGACUCAUUCAGUAGCUUGCAAGUUGUGUCGUCUCAUUAGCACCCUAUUAUAUUAUCUUGUUAAUAUUGAAUUGAUGUUUUUCCCAUUUUUUUGAGGUUUGGUUUUGAUCAUUCCAGUUCAGGUAAUCAAAUUGUAAGAAAAUAUUCCCUGAAAUACUCUGAAUUUUUCCUCAAAUUCUGAAUGUAAGGUACUAUUUCAUGUUA
Molecule: messenger RNA, 2215 nt
Organism: Chenopodium quinoa (quinoa)
Lineage: Eukaryota; Viridiplantae; Streptophyta; Magnoliopsida; Caryophyllales; Amaranthaceae
Product: probable acyl-activating enzyme 6
Exons: 2
Coding region: 297-1988 (563 amino acids)
Source: RefSeq, a predicted model, not a curated record